AGGAAAAUUUUCAGUUGUUGAGUCACCGGGAAAACCGUUACUCGACCGGGAACAGCGCACUUUACAUCUCGGAUUUCUGAUCUCGGCCUCGUUGUAGUUCCACCAUCUAAAUACUUUUUCUCGACGGGGUUGAAAUGUUACAUUUUCGGUCCACGGUAGCGCUCAAGGAGUUAUUUCAAACCCAGCUGAAGCGUCCGUUGGCAGGUAUUAAAGCUGCACCUGCGACCGCCUCCUGCUUCAGCACCGUUAGGUCGGAUGGGAGGUCACCGGGCAGAAGGGGGGGGUAUCCCGGGUGGAGAGCCCCGCCGCAGCACUACUCCAGGCGGUACGGACUGAGAGGCUUUUGCUCCAAGGGUGAUGAACCAAAUGAAGCCGGCAAGGACUCAGCAACAGAGAAGAGAAGGAAGGCGGGCGUGCUGCCCAGCCUGGAGGACCUGCUCUUCUAUACCAUCGCAGAGGGCCAGGAAAAAAUCCCUGCACACAAGUUCACCACAGCUCUUAAAGCCACCGGGCUUCGCACAGGAGACCCCAGACUGAAGGAAUGUAUGGAGAUGCUGAAGGUGACCUUGAAGACGACCUCCGACGGAACUCUCGACCGACACCUCUUCAAAAAGUGUGUCCAGAGCAACAUCGUUCUGCUCACUCAGGCCUUCAGGAAGAAGUUUGUCAUCCCAGACUUUCAGUCUUUCUGCGCCCACAUCGAUGAACUCUACGGGACGGCUAAAACCAUGCCUGGAGGGCAGGUGGCCGACUACAUCCCCCAGCUGGCUCGAUUCAGCCCCGACAUAUGGGCCGUCGCCCUGUGCACGGUGGACGGACAGAGGCACACCGUCGGCGACACAAAGGUCCCUUUCUGUCUGCAGUCGUGCGUGAAGCCGUUGAAAUACGCCAUCGCUGUUCACGACCACGGCACUGAGUACGUGCACCGCUUCAUCGGCAAAGAGCCCAGCGGUCUACGGUUCAACAAGCUCUUCCUGAACGAGGAAGAUAAACCGCACAACCCCAUGGUUAAUGCUGGAGCUAUCGUCUGUACCUCCCUCAUUAAGCAAGGAGUGAGCAACUCUGAGAAGUUUGAUUAUGUCAUGAACUUCAUGAACAAACUCGCAGGAAACGAGUAUGUCGGCUUCAGCAACGCCACUUUCCAGUCGGAGCGAGAGUCUGGAGACAGAAACUUUGCCAUCGGCUACUACCUGAAGGAGAAGAAGUGUUUCCCUGAGGGGACAGACAUGACCUCCAUCCUCGACCUCUACUUCCAGCUGUGCUCUAUCGAGGUGACCUGUGAGAGCGCCAGUGUCAUGGCAGCCACUCUGGCUAACGGCGGCUUCUGUCCAAUCACAGGCGAGCGUGUUCUGGCCCCAGAGGCCGUGCGAAACACUCUGAGUCUGAUGCAUUCCUGCGGCAUGUACGACUUCUCGGGACAGUUUGCUUUCCACGUCGGCCUGCCCGCCAAAUCAGGCGUCGCCGGUGGGAUCCUGCUGGUCGUUCCGAAUGUGAUGGGCGUCAUGUGUUGGUCUCCUCCGCUCGACAAGCUGGGCAACAGCGUGAGAGGAAUCCAGUUCUGCACGGACCUGGUCUCUCUCUGUAACUUCCACAACUACGACAAUCUGAGACACUUUGCCAAGAAGCUCGAUCCUCGCAGGGAGGGAGGAGACCAGAGGGUGAAGUCGGUGAUUAAUCUGCUGUUUGCAGCUUACACAGGAGACGUGUCCGCCCUGAGGAGGUUUGCGUUGUCCUCCAUGGACAUGGAGCAGAGAGACUACGACUCCAGGACGGCUCUGCAUGUUGCAGCUGCUGAAGGACACGCUGAGGUGGUCCGCUUCCUGCUGGAGGCCUGCAAAGUCAACCCAGUUCCCAAAGACAGGUGGGGAAACACACCACAGGAUGAAGCAGUUCACUUCGGUCAUCACGACGUGGUGACCAUCCUGAGAGAUCAUCACACGAAGUACAACCCGCAGGAGACGCCCACCGACAAGCAGAGCGCGGAGCAGAACCUGGACGGGUUGCUCUGAGGGAGAGAAGAAGAAGUCACUGAAGCCGAGCGGGACGGUUUGUUCUCAGAGAGAAACGUCUUAAAUCAGGAGGUUUGAGAGGAGAAUCUAUCAAACACUCACAUGUAGGAACAGUUAGGAACAUUAAACUGUAAAGAGGAAUCUUUAGAAACAACUUAGAUAACAGUCCGUUAAACACACACCCCUCCAGUGUAAAAGCUCCUCCUCAUGUUGUUAGAUGUAGUAAGUUUUUGUAAGAUAAAUUGUAUUUCUGUUUAAUUUCUCCUCCUGUGUUCAGUCAUCACCUUUGUAGCUCUGUAGGAAGUGGCCAGCCGCCAGCUGAAUUCUGGGUAAAUUUGGCUGCGGCUGGUGAGUUAAAGGACUCACCUGUUGACUUUUAAUUGUUUUUAUUUUGAAAAGGUGAUAGAGGAAGUAGCAGGUGUAAUUUGGAGUCCAGGUGUUAAAAAAACCUCCCUGGCUUCAUCAUCAUCAUCACAACAUGGUGGAAUGUAUCUUCCCCCAAACACACAGAGUGUUUGUACGUGUGUGAUAUUUAUUUAUCUAUUUAAGAUAAACUGUACAUUCAUGUAGUGUGUGUGUGUGUGUGUGUGCGAGUGUGUGUGUGUGUAUUCUUCAGGUGAGGAUAUAUAUUGGUGUAAAUACGUACAGGUGUAUAGUUGUAGCUCUGUAGUCUGGUGGAUUUUGAUCACGAGGUGUGUGAGGUCGAUUUCACUCAAACUAUUUUUCUGUUUUUAAACUUCAUUUUGAAUUCUUAAAUCUGUUCGAUGUUCAGCCUUUAAAUUUAAAUACGAGUAAAAAGCUUUUCUUCUGUUAGCUAUAUGAUGGCUGUUUUUGUUUUUACCCCUAAAACUGGAUUUUAAUUUUGCACCUUUACACUGAAAUAUUUGAUAUUUAUUAUUUUGUACCUUAAGGUAAUUUGUGUUUUUAAUAGAAAGUCAUCCAAAGUUGGGCGUGUUUGUCGCCUCCUGACUGAUCGAAGGAGCUCUUAGAUAUCGGAUGUGACACUGCCAGCACUGACAGCAGCUUGAAUACAAGGAAAGUUUGUUUCAUACUUUUAUUUUGUUUGUCAGAUUUAUCUUUUAGACAAGAAACUGCACUCAACAAAAGAAAAUUGGUUGCUGCACAUCCGAACUGUGCAGCUAAUCAUUCAAACUCUCAAAUCUUUAUUUACAUUUUCUACUGGAGGUCACAACAUUUUCAACCAUACGGAAGCCAUGAAAGACAAUAUGUUGAAACUACAAGAAUUAAAAGAUUUAUCAUGAUCAUAAAUGACAAAGAAAAGCAGCGAAUCUUCACAUUACCAGCGACUGAUUGAUCACUUCUAGAAUUUCUCUGCUCGUUUAGUCCCGUCAUCUUUGUUGCUCUGAGUGAAUGAAAACGUUAUGACAAAGAUAAUCUUCACUGAAGCUGUGAAGAUGAAUAAUGUAAAGAAAACUUUACAUCUAUAAACCUGAUUAAAUCCCCGGCUCUCUGAUUGGUUGUUGUCUACAGCAAUGCAUCAUGGGACUUGUAGUAAAAAAAAAUUCUGUUGAGUGCAGUUCCUCCUUUCUUCACACUUGAAAUCACAUUAAAGUUUUGAUCAUGUUUUUCUGAAGAUCUUGGCUUUCAGAGCAGAAAUGUGUUGACUCUGUAAUGUAUCACAUGAAUUCUGAUGGUUUCUUUGUACACGUGUUCCUGCAGAGCACUCGGACAGGACAACAGGUUUUCAAACACUAGAGACUUAAGUGCAGGAGCUUUAAAAUGCAGAGGAUGUUUGUCUUACUUGAAACGUUGUGUAAAUGUUUUCCAGAGGGUUCUUGUGUUUGUAGUGUGUUUGAGGUUUGGAUGUUGUUGUUUUUAACAGACAAACUGAACCAGGCAAUCGCGUCUGUUGUAAAAACAAUCCACAGUUAAAAUCAGUGCAGUGAGAAAUCUUUGUAUCCCUCUGGGUGGGAUCGGUAAAUUCAUUUUAAAUUACAUGAUUUCAAAGUAAUCAAAGAGAAGCACAAAAAGGAACCUAAAAGCUGCAAUAUUUGAAGAGACAAUUAGCAAUAGAAUUGUUAUGAUUGUACCAUAAAAUCAGCAAUAUUGGACUCUGAUCCCGACCUGCAGCUCCGCUCUCUCUGCUGUCGUCUGUGAUAUGACGUGAUCUCUGUGUGCAGCUGAAGUAUUCUGAAUGUAACGUGUUUGGUGUCGUUCUCUUUCUCCAUGUAUGUUUCUGCUGCUGAGCGUCGCAGGCAGCUCAGAUAUUUAUUCACAGAUCAGACAUUUAAUAAAAGUUCUAAAAAUAAA
Messenger RNA from Labrus mixtus (cuckoo wrasse), 4280 nucleotides. Its product is annotated as glutaminase kidney isoform, mitochondrial-like. Gene Ontology annotation, biological process: L-glutamine catabolic process. Bases 135 to 2009 code for a protein of 624 amino acids. Gene Ontology annotation, molecular function: protein binding; glutaminase activity. NCBI's taxonomy places the organism in Eukaryota, Metazoa, Chordata, Actinopteri, Labriformes, Labridae. The record is from RefSeq and is a predicted model, not a curated record. The transcript has 18 exons.